GUAAGCCAUGUCUCCUCGCACCGGACUUAAGUAAAAUUGGCACGCGAUUCAAUUGAAUCUUGGCGAGAAGUGUGCUGUGGCUCGGGCCCCACUGCUGGGGAAAUUACACUUCCAAUGCCUUGACCGCUGGCGUUGCUCUUGCUUCUCCUCCGCCAAUACCACGGCACACAGCACACAUAUCGCUGGGUAUCAGCUUACGGCCGCUAUCCGCAAUCGCAAUACGCCAGCCAGCACCAGCCCACACACAGAAAACCCUCUCGGUGGAGGAAUCUACAUAUCAUGGAUGCGAGCACACUCUCGUACUGGUAUUUGCAUGAGACCGAAUUAUGAAAUUCCCACGUCGGUGUAAAGUGAGAUGAUUUGAGGCUUGAAGUUACAAAAAUUCCUUUCCCGUUCCGUCGCCCCAACAUCAUGCUCGAUAAACUCAACAGAAACGCAUUCAUAUCGGUUGGAUUGGGAUUCAUAUUGAUAUGGCUGAGCGAAGCCACGGAGACCCAUGUGAACUACACAGCAAAGCCGCGAGUGGUUCUUCCGCCUAAUUAUGUCAAGGAGAUACGACCGCCCUCGAAGAAGGGAUCCCCAGUGAUAGUAGACUUUAGCAUAUUUGUUGUAGAUAUUAACUCAAUUAACGUAGAGGAUAUGGACUUUAGCAAUACUGUAUAUAUUUUCAGAGUAGACAUGUUUAUACAUCAGCGCUGGCAUGAGUCACGACUGGAGAUACCCGACGACAUCUUCGAGGAGGGCGACGACUAUGUGACACUGCUUCCAGAAGUCUUUGAGAAUUUUUGGCAGCCGGAUCCGUAUUUUCUCAAUUCAAAGAUAGCCGGAUAUGGAAGUCCCUAUGUGGCGUCCACUUCUAUGCUACGCAAUAAGGGUGAAAGAGAUUCGAGAAACUUUCAUCUGAACAAAGAUUUAAAAAUAGCGACGCUGACCCACAAGUUCACAUCGGUCACGCUGUACAAGAAUAAGACGGUGCGCUAUGCGGCGCGGAUGCAUGCCAUCAUUGCCUGCCAGAUGGAGUUCCAGCUGUACCCCAUGGACAUCCAAGUGUGUCCCAUCCACAUUGAGAGCUUCUCAUCGAACAACCAGAAGGUGAAGCUCCGCUGGUCGAACUCGGGUGUGACCCUCAAUCCCGAACUGAAGCUCCUGCAGUACAAUCUUGGCCAGCCCCUGCAGCUGGAGACGAGCGAUGGCUACAUGCCGGAGAAGGUCGGCAAUUUCUCGCGCCUCACCGUGUACUUCCGCUUUGAGCGGCAGAUCGGCCAUCAUCUCAUCCAGACGUUUGCCCCCUCCUCGCUGGUGGUGAUGCUCUCCUGGUUCAGCUUCUGGCUCGGACUAGACGCCAUACCGGGACGGGUCACGCUGCUUGUGACCUGCAUGCUGACGCUGGUCACCAUGUUCACGGGGGCGGACAUACCCCCCGUGGCCUAUGUGAAGGCGCUGGACCUGUGGAUGGCCGGCUGCAUGCUGUCUGUGUUCGCAGCCCUGGCCGAGUUCGUUGUGGUCAAAGUGCUGGACGUACAGUACCAGUACCAGGUGAACCGCAUACCCAAGGUACUGCCCAUGCGCAUCAGCAACAUGGAAAAAGGUCAAUGUGCAACGGUUGCUAGCUGGGAGGGCGGAGCCGUGCGCUCGCGUAAAGCGACCCAAACGCCCACGACGCCCGGACAGACAUCGCUACAGGGCAAUGGGGGCCCGCCGAAGCCGGCCCGACGGCAGAGCCUCCUGUCGGUGGCAUGGACGGACACGGAUACGGGCGUCGAGAAGAUAAUGUGGCGGGAGAUCGAUAAGGUCUCCCGCGCUGUCUUUCCCAUACUCUUCUUUGUGUUUGUUCUCCUGUACUGGCCGAUACUGCUGAUGAAGUCGUCCUAGGACUUGGGGAGCUCCAGACCGCAUAUGUCUGGACUCCGUUAAAAACACAAUAGGCAAUGGGAAAAUCUGACAAAUUGAAUGGAAGAUUUGAGGACGCACAAAGAGUCUUUAAACCGCAAAAAUCUAUCAUCGAAGUACAACCAAACAAGUGAAAAACUACAGUUACCUAUAUAAGUAAUUGGCAGCAGAGGCAGAGCAGCUAGAAUUAUCGGCUAUUCCUAUAUGGGACACACUGUACUAUGUACGAAAUAUAUACAAUACAUAUAUAUUUAUAACUAAGUUAUCGACAAUUUGCUCACUCACGGAGAAUACUUGAUUCAUUUUGGAGUAGAGUAUUCGCUUUGUAUAAAACUUAUCUUAUAUUUAACGAUAAUUUUAGUUUCACAUUAAUUUUAAUCUAUGCUACAAAGGACACCCCUCACUCUCACUUCUCACAGAACAACGACUAAAUAUAGUAUGCUUCAGCUGCUCCAGCAUGCCCCGAAAAUUGUCCAACCUACCUAAUACAUUUAUAUGAUUUGGCCUUACAUUUAAUUUCUUUAGUCUCAGCACACACAUUUACAAAUAAAUAAGCUGGAAAAUGAAUAUAUAUCACUGUGCUAGUGACAAUAUAUACAUAUAUAUAUAUACUUGAUCGAAAUCAGAUCUGGCUGUAUGUACAUACCUAGUAUGUUUCAAAAUGCUACAGAACGAGACAGCUACGAGUAUUUUCUAGCAGAGAUAUUUGAAUUGAACUUUUGUAUUAGGCUUAGGCAAAUCAGCCAAGAAAUUGCAUUGGUGCUUUAAGGAGAUAAUAAAAAUGGCCUUUAAGGAUAUUUGGAUUGUAAAUAACUUAACAGUGGAAGAACAGUGAACGCUUUUUAGAGAUUUUUACAUACAUAUUUAGAAUUAUUUAUCCAUUAUAGCGUAUUUUUAUGCAAGCAUUAGAGCUGUGGCUUUUAUAAAACUAAUUCGAUACAAUUUCUAUAAACCAACCGCACCCAGGCAGGUUUACCCCUAAACAUAUACACACAUACAUAU
Drosophila obscura is the source of this 2892-nucleotide messenger RNA. It is a transcript of the gene alka, whose product is annotated as glycine receptor subunit alpha-2. The transcript has 11 exons. Gene Ontology annotation, molecular function: transmembrane signaling receptor activity; neurotransmitter receptor activity; chloride channel activity. NCBI's taxonomy places the organism in Eukaryota, Metazoa, Arthropoda, Insecta, Diptera, Drosophilidae. Gene Ontology annotation, biological process: signal transduction; chemical synaptic transmission; chloride transmembrane transport. The record is from RefSeq and is a predicted model, not a curated record. Gene Ontology annotation, cellular component: synapse; neuron projection; membrane. Bases 412 to 1872 code for a protein of 486 amino acids.